Messenger RNA from Doryrhamphus excisus (bluestripe pipefish), 2942 nucleotides. RefSeq names its product tripartite motif containing 23 (gene trim23). Gene Ontology annotation, molecular function: zinc ion binding; GTPase activity; GTP binding. Lineage: Eukaryota; Metazoa; Chordata; Actinopteri; Syngnathiformes; Syngnathidae. The record is from RefSeq and is a predicted model, not a curated record.
AGCUGCUUUUUCCGCGCAUGCUCAGUCGGCUCCGCGCAGCUGUCGGGACAAUGGCCGUCUCUGCCGCAGGAAUAAACAAGCAGGGCGCCCUGACGACCAUGGAGCCCUGCGUCCGGCACGGCAGGGGUGCGAACGGAGGCACAGUCAAGGUGUUGGAGUGCGGCGUCUGCGAGGACGUCUUCUCCCUCCAAGGCGACAAGGUCCCCCGCCUCCUGCUGUGCGGACACACCGUGUGCCACGACUGCCUGACCCGGCUGCCCCUCCACGGCCGAGCAGUCCGCUGUCCCUUCGACAGGCAGGUCACCGAGCUGGGGGACUCUGGAGUGUGGGGUCUAAAGAAGAACUUUGCCCUGCUGGAACUUCUGGAACGACUUCAGAAUGGCACCAGCAACCAGUCGGGCAUGGCGGAGGAUGCUCUGAAAGGGAUGGGAGAGUGCGUCAUCCGCUGCGACGAGGACGAGAGCCACACAGCCAGCAUGUACUGCACGGUGUGCGCCACCCACUUGUGCGCCGAGUGCUCGCAACUCACCCACUCUACCCGCACGCUGGCCAAGCACCGUCGCGUGCCGCUGGCCGACAAGCCCCAUGAGAAGACGCUGUGCCCCCAGCACCAGGUCCACGCCAUCGAGUUUGUGUGUCUGGAGGAGGCGUGUCAGCCGGGGCCGCUCAUGUGCUGCGUGUGCAAGGAGUACGGCAAGCACCAAGGACACAAGCACGCCGUCCUGGAGACGGAGGCCAAUCAGAUCCGAGCAUCCAUCCUGGAUAUGGCGCACUGCAUCCGCACCUUCACAGAGGAAGUGUCCGAGUACUCCAGGAAGCUGGUGGGCAUUGUGCAGCAAAUAGAAGGUGGCGAGCAGAUAGUGGAGGACGGCGUCGGUAUGGCGCAUACGGAACACGUUCCCGGCACAGCAGAGAGCGCUCGCUCCUGCGUGCGCGCCUACUUUGCCGACCUCCACGAGACGCUGUGUCGGCAGGAGGAGAUGGCGCUGAGCGUGGUGGACGCGCACGUGCGUGAGAGGCUGAUCUGGCUGCGGCAGCAGCAGGAGGACAUGACCAUCCUGCUGUCCCAGGUGUCCACCGCCUGCCUGCACUGCGAGAAGACGCUUCAGCAGGACGACUGCAGGGUGGUGCUGGCCAAGCAGGAGAUCAGCUGUUUGCUGGAGACGCUUCAGAAGCAGCAGCAUCAGUUCACAGAGUUGGCUGACCACAUCCAGCUGGACGCCGGCAUCCCGGUCACCUUCACCAAGGAUAACCGGGUCCACAUUGGCCCCAAGAUGGAGAUCCGUGUGGUCACUCUGGGGCUGGACGGCGCUGGGAAAACCACCAUCCUCUUCAAGCUGAAGCAGGAUGAGUUCAUGCAGCCCAUCCCCACCAUCGGUUUCAACGUGGAGACAGUGGAGUAUAAGAACUUGAAGUUCACCAUCUGGGACGUGGGAGGCAAGCACAAGCUGAGACCACUAUGGAAACACUACUAUCUCAACACUCAAGCCGUGGUGUUUGUGAUCGACAGCAGCCACCGGGAUCGUCUCAUGGAGGCGCACAGCGAGCUGGCCAAACUGCUGACGGAGAAGGAGCUCCGAGACGCCCUGCUCCUCAUCUUCGCCAACAAGCAGGACGUGCCUGGCGUGGUGUCUGUGGAGGAGAUGACGGAGCUGCUGAGCCUGCACAAGCUGUGCUGUGGGAGGAGCUGGCACAUCCAGGGCUGCGACGCCCGCAGCGGGAUGGGCCUCCACGAGGGGCUGGAUUGGCUCUCCAGGCAGCUGGUGGCUGCUGGCGUCCUCGAUGUUGCCUAAUAUGUCCACAUACCUGAAACACCCCCCCCGACCCAACCCCACGCACCGCAUGUGACAUCGCUGGAUUGAUGUCGCUGCAAAGAUGGAGGUCUGGUCUGUGAACAGCUCCGACACUUGAAGGUAUGCUUUGAAAAAGCCACCUGUACUACCGCUUUGCUCCUCGUGGGGGAGACAGUGAGUCAUUGAAGCUCUUGUCUCCCAAUAAGCUCCGCUAUAUACACAUCAUAACCACCCUAUGGGACUAUGGAGGAGUUUGGUGCCAAAAUGAAAAAUUCCCUAUUAAUUUUUUUUUAAAUGUAUUAUUACAUUGUCGACUCAAAUCUAGCUAUAAAGAAUGUGGACUGGAAUUAUUUUCCAAUGUUUAUAGUAUGUAAGGACUUAUUAUUCAUGCCAUUUACAUGAAUAAAUAUCAGUCAGCCAUCAAGGUGAAUAAUGAAUAAGGGUUAUCAUUAUUUAGUUUGCAAUUGAAUAAAUUAAUGGACAAUUUAAUACAUUUGUUACUUUGACUUCAUGGAAAAUUUUUCAUUUUGGCCCAAAGAACUCCACAGGUGACGGUCAUGCUAUCAACGUGUGUAUUUCCGAUGUCUUCAUGAAUACAUGAGUGCAGGGAUGGCAGCAAUAGCAGCAUGUGUGUGUGUGUUGACUUGUGUUUGGUCUUAACGUUGUGCUCUCUGUUACAGAACAAUGUUUACUGCUGAUAUAUUAUGUACAGUAUAUAUAUUUAUGCUGCCGGCUCAGCCUCUUUUUGGCUUUGCUUUGUUGCACGUGAAAUGGGUCAACAGCACGUGUUUGCUGCCAGUUGAACUCUGCCGUCUCUUAAGCACCCCCCCCCCCCCCCCAGUAUUAAUCUUGCUACAAACCAAGCCUCUCAGCCUUCCGUGACGUAAUGUGAAAUGACACUCCUUGAGUUGAUUAACUGCUACGUGAUGUUUACUACCUGGAUGAAAUAAUACUGUAUAUACUGUAUGUAUAUUACCAUAAAUGUGGCUGUGAAAGGCCUUUUUCCACAUAGUUUGCAAAAAAAAAAUGUGAAAGCACAAUGCGCCUGGAUGAAAACCUUGUUAGCAUCCGACGUGAUGACUUUUGUAAAUGAUUGAUAUUGUGAUGAUGGAAAAUAAAUUCAUCGACCAGAUUUUUGUCUGCCUGGGA